This is a messenger RNA of Bradysia coprophila, 671 nucleotides long. RefSeq names its product odorant receptor 94a-like. Gene Ontology annotation, molecular function: odorant binding; olfactory receptor activity. The record is from RefSeq and is a predicted model, not a curated record. Lineage: Eukaryota; Metazoa; Arthropoda; Insecta; Diptera; Sciaridae. Gene Ontology annotation, cellular component: plasma membrane. Gene Ontology annotation, biological process: detection of chemical stimulus involved in sensory perception of smell; sensory perception of smell.
UGCUACAAUGUUCUUUAAGAUAUAAAAUUAUGGGAAUGGAAAUAAGAAACUUGGGACGAAUUACCGGUGGCGGUAAAGUGAAUAUGUUGGAAAAGGAACAACAGACAAUUUUUUAUCGGGACUUAGUGGCGUCGAUUAAAGCUCACCUACAUUUAAGAGAGUUAAUCGACGAACUGGAAUCAUUUUUAUCAACGCUUUUUCUACUACAACUCGCUACCAGUGGCCUCUGUAUUUGCGGUUCAAUUUAUUGUUUGGCAUUCGAUGUUAGUGACAACACUGUGGAACGCAUAGUUCAUGUCUAUACGCUCUUUAACAGCAUUGCUGAGUUGUUUAUGAUAACUUAUUUGGGGAAUGAGAUUUGGUUGUCAAGUAGUCACCUUACUUACAGUCUGUUUGAAUCUGAAUGGAUUGGACAACCACAUUCGACCAUAAAAUGCAUAAUCAUUUUUGGUGAAUAUCUGAAGCUACCGCAUGAGAUGCUAAUCGGUAAAUUGUAUCCAUUGACUUUGGAAACAUUCACUAGGAUUUUGAAUUCGUCGUACAGCCUGUUCAACAUUUUGAAAAACACUAAACAGUAGAAAUGGGGGCUCUGGUUGAGCAUUUCCUUUCACAAAACAGCUCACGAUGGUCAGCAAUAACAGAAAUAGUAGGAGAAUGCACGCACAUUGCAC